Molecule: messenger RNA, 1389 nt
Organism: Nezara viridula (southern green stink bug)
Lineage: Eukaryota; Metazoa; Arthropoda; Insecta; Hemiptera; Pentatomidae
Source: the annotation of a GenBank genome assembly
GUCUAGUUAUUUUUGUUUACAUUUAUGUUGUUUGUGAUUCUUUUUCUAUGCGUUUUGUUUCUUUUCCAUAAUAAGCCUUACCAUGGCAUUAGUGGAUAAAAAUCUAUCAUCUUCAUUAAUUCUUGACAAACUUUACGGUUCUAACUCAACUGAGCCUCCUGCUCACGUGUUAGAAUUUGAUGAUGUAGUAACAUUGGCAGAAUUUUCACCAUACCUAUGGUCUCAUGACUUAAUCUGCAUCGCUUUUCCGUCAAAAAUAAUAGUUGCUUCAAUUAAGUUCAAAGAAGAAAAUAACGAUCAAAUAGAACCUCUGAAGUAUGAUGUUGUGAAGAAGUAUUCUUGUUAUGGCCGAGUGCAAGCAAUAUCAUGGAGUCCAGAAACUAACAUUAAAGUGGCACCCAAAACUAUAUUGUUUGCUGUUUCAACUAAUACUUUUGAAAUAAAUAUCUAUGGUUCUGAUGACACAUAUAUUCAUAAAAUUAGUGCCCACCGGAACUAUGUGAAUGACAUUAGUUUUGAUCCAUCUGGAGAGUAUUUAGCUUCUGUGAGUGAUGAUCUUACCUGUAGAAUAUGGUCUGUAAAAAAUGGAUUUACCGAAGCCUACAAAUUCUAUUUGGAUUCAUCUCCCAUAACAGCCAAGUGGCAUAAAGAUGACCCAGGAAAACUUCUUGUGGCUGAAACAUAUGGAGUUGUUAAAGUUUAUAAUGUUCUUGGAGGCACGGCAAUAAUCUCAUUCAGAUCAAAAUUAAGCCCUCUUAUAUCAUUAGACUGGUGUUUAAAUGAUUGCCAACAUAUUAUUGCUAUGUGUGGAGGAAAUCUUGUAAAAUGGAAUAUGAACAAUCCUAGUAUCCCUGCCUAUGAUAAAUUAGUUCAUCCUGAUGGAGGAUUUUUCGCUAAAUAUAUUUCUUUGUCUGAGCAAACCAUUGUUACUUUGGGAACUCCUGAUUUUUCAUUAAAAGUUUUGCACAGGGACAAACCAUAUCCAAAGACUAUUGCUACUAUGAAAUCUGCAUCAAGCCUCACGGUUCAUCAGCAUCUUCCGUAUGUGUGUGUUGGUGUAAAAAAGAAUAUUUAUAUGUGGCUUAUAAAUGAACCAUAGUGUGUAAAUAAAUGAAAAUAAUUUGUUUUAUUUUUAAAAUUAUUAAUUUAUUUCUUAAUUUUUCAACUUUGUAUAAAAUACUGAUUUUAUAAAUUGUAAAGGAAAAUAGUAAACAAAUUUCAAUAAUAGGUAUAUCAAGUUUAUGGUAGUAAUUUGUUCAAAUUUAUUUUGUAAAUCACGCAAUAUAUAAGUUUAUUUCUCUUUUGAAUUUGGAUUUUUUUUAAGAAGAAAAAUCUUGAUCCUUACAAUCUUAGUACUAUCAAUACAUUAAAAUAAAUGAGACAUCUAGU